Messenger RNA from Salmo salar (Atlantic salmon), 1745 nucleotides. The record is from RefSeq and is a predicted model, not a curated record. Lineage: Eukaryota; Metazoa; Chordata; Actinopteri; Salmoniformes; Salmonidae.
CUUCACAAGUGCACUUACUAAUAAAAUGGCUCCUCAACAACCAGCACACUUCACUGGGUAGCUUUAUCGCAGUAUGCUAAGGCACCCCCGGUUCCAUCGGUGGCAGCCCCCGGAUCCGACGUCACCACCACCAACAGAAAUGCCAGCACUCCCCGAUGUUUCAUUUGAUGCUGCCGCAUUCUGUAAGAACCGACGCUGGAGAUGAGAAGCAGGUACGGGGAGUCAACAUUUAAUUGGAACAGACAUGGAACAAACAAUCAACAGCGUCAGCAUCGGGUAACAUAAGGACAGAUGACAAACAAUGCAGCAGCGGGGAACAGAGCUGGGGAACUGACAGAUAUGAGAGGCUGUCAUUAAGUCACCAGGAUACAAAAUGAGCAAACCAAUGUCUGCGCAAGGCAAGUCCAAAAUGGAGGAGGCAAAGAAUGUGAAGGAUGAGAAUAAGCUGUACUUGCAUGAGGGGAUCCUCUACUCUACAAUCAUGAGUCCCCCAGAAAAUCUUAAAGGCCUGAAGGAGCUGGAGGGCAGACCCGAUGACAUUUUACUGGUGGCCUACCCAAAAUGUGGGUUCAACUGGAUGGUUGCUGUGCUACGCAAAAUCAUGGCUGCAGCCUCUGGACAACAAGAAGUGUCUCAAAUACCUCCACUGAUGGAGUUUUUCUCUCCUGACAUGCAGAAGGUGGUGGGAGAAAUGCCCUCUCCACGGCUACUGGGCACACAUUUGCACCCUGAUAACAUUCCUGGCACUUUUAUUGCGAAGAAAACAAAGAUGCUGGUUGUGUUCCGAAACCCAAAAGAUACAGUCGUAUCAUACUACCACUUCAUGAACACAAACCCUGUUUUGCCUAAUGCCAAAUCCUGGGAUUCAUUUUUCACAGACUUCAUGGAGGGUGAAGUGGCUUGGGGCUCUUACUUCGACCAUGCCCUCGCCUGGGAGAAACUAAUGGACAAUCCUAACAUAUUGAUGGUCACUUAUGAGCAAAUGAAGGAGAAUCUAGGUCAGGGGGUGCAGCAGAUAUCCAAGUUCUUUGGUUUCCCAUUGACUGAAGAGCAAGUUCAGACAAUUGCAGGGCAGAGCACCUUCAAUGCUAUGAAGGACAGUUCCAAGAACACCCAUGGAAAGCAUGGCAAUGUGUUUUUCCGAAAAGGUGAAGUUGGAGAUUGGAAGAACCAUCUAAGUGAAGCCCAAAGUAAACAGAUGGACAAGGAGUUUGAGAAGCACCUGGCUCACACGAAACUGGGGGCUAAGUUAAAAUAUGAUAUUUACUGCAAGUAGGGAGCUGAAAUUUCCAGAUCCAAUGCAAAAUAAGCAUUUUCAAAAGAUUGAAAUAGAAAAAUGUUGCUCAUGUCUACAGUAGGCCUAAACCUUCUGUAAGAAUACUCAAAGAUACAUUUACAACGCAGAGAACUAAAGAUCAAUGCAACUACUUGUUUUUCAGUUCAACAUCUGUUUAGAAUCUGUGUAGGGGUUCCAGUUUGGACUCAUAGCUACAUGUGGCAAAUUUUCAUUGGUCCAAACUAUCUACACAUUGAAGCCCGAAACGGGAUUCUUUGUAUUUGGCCAGUUUUACUACAAUGAAUUCUAAUUGGUUAACCACAGGCUAGGUUUUGGUAUAAACUACAUCCUGUCUCUUUGUUCAAUGGAGAAACAACAAGAACAGGGAAGAAUGAACAUCAACCAUCCACUUUCCAGCAUAACAACUAUGAUUUGUUCUCUUUGAAUAAAUAUAUUUUUCUCCCCCUGA